Messenger RNA from Drosophila rhopaloa, 252 nucleotides. RefSeq lists its product as uncharacterized. Lineage: Eukaryota; Metazoa; Arthropoda; Insecta; Diptera; Drosophilidae. The record is from RefSeq and is a predicted model, not a curated record.
AUGUUUCUGUUCUUCAUCAUCAACUUAGCAAUAAGCCUGAAGGAAUUUCUCGAAUGGAAUUCAAAAAACACUGGAAUUGUGAUAAAAUAGCUUGACUUGGGCCUUCAGGGUCUUAUUCAGCCAAGUACAACAAUCGAUUGGGGACUCGUCCUCGUCCUCUUCUUUUUUUUAGCCUUUCUCGUUCAGAUAUUCCAUGCACAUAUUGCAAUAUUGAAUGCUUGGCCUGCAGCGGUACAAGGAGAAGGGAAUUGA